AGGGGCGUUUUUCCCGCCGGGCUGGGGGGGCGUGACGCAGCGCGCAGCUUGAUGACGACAAUUCGGCGCUGGAUGGCAGAAUGGCGGCUCCCAGCGCUGAGGGCAGCUGUGCCAGCGAUCCCACAGUGGUUUCCUAAGGCAACAGUUAUCAACUCUUCACGGGAGACUGCUAUGGCAUUCCCUCACCUGCAGCAGCCCAGCUUCCUACUGGCUAGCUUGAAAGCUGAUGCUAUAAAUAAGCCCUUUGCACAGCGCUGCCAAGAUUUGGUAAAAGUCAUUGAAGAUUUUCCAGCAAAGGAGCUACAUGCCAUCUUCCCAUGGCUAGUAGAGAACAUCUUUGGCAGCCUGGAUGGUGUCCUCAUUGGCUGGAACCUCCGUUGCCUACAGGGACGUGUGAACCCUGUGGAAUAUGGCAUCGCGAUGGAGUUUCUAGAUCCAGGUGGCCCAAUGAUGAAGUUGGUGUAUAAACUUCAAGCUGAAGACUAUAAAUUUGACUUUCCUGUUUCCUACCUCCCUGGUCCUGUGAAGGCAUCUAUCCAGGAGCGCGUCCUCCCUGACAGCCCUCUGUACCACAACAAGGUCCAGUUUCCCACCACUGGUGGCCUUGGUCUAAACUUGGCUCUCAAUCCAUUCGAGUACUACAUAUUCUUCUUUGCGCUGAGCCUCAUCACUCAGAAGCCACUGCCUGUUUCCAUCCAUGUCCGUACUUCAGAUUGUGCGUAUUUUAUCCUGGUGGACAGAUACCUUUCAUGGUUCCUGCCCACUGAAGGCAGCGUUCCCCCACCAUUGUCCUCUAGUCCAGGGGGCCCCAGCCCCUCACCAGCUCCCAGGACACCAGCGAUGCCCUUUGCCUCCUAUGGCCUCCACCACAUCAGCCUUCUAAAGCGACACAUCUCUCAUCAGACAUCUGUGAAUGCAGAUCCUGCUUCCCAUGAAAUCUGGAGGUCAGAAACUCUCCUCCAGGUUUUUGUUGAAAUGUGGCUCCAUCAUUAUUCCUUGGAGAUGUAUCAGAAAAUGCAGUCCCCUCAUGCCAAGUUGGAGGUUCUGCACUACCGACUCAGUGUCUCCAGCGCCCUCCACAGCCCUGCCCAACCCAGCCUCCAGGCCCUCCACGCCUACCAAGAGUCAUUUGCACCCACUGAAGAGCAUGUGCUAGUGGUACGCCUGCUGCUGAAGCAUCUUCAUGCCUUUGCCAAUAGCCUGAAGCCAGAACAGACCUCACCCUCGGCUCACUCCCAUGCCACUAGCCCCCUGGAGGAGUUUAAACGGGCUGCUGUGCCACGGUUUGUCCAGCAGAAGCUCUAUGUCUUCCUGCAGCACUGCUUUGGUCACUGGCCCCUGGAUGCAUCCUUCAGAGCUGUCCUGGAGAUGUGGUUGAGCUACCUGCAGCCAUGGAGGUACGCACCUGAGAAGCAAGCUCAAAGUAGUGAUUCCCAGCCCCGGUGCGUGGCAGAGAAAUGGGCACCCUUUGUGCAGGAAAACCUGCUGAUGUACACCAAGCUAUUUGUGGGCUUCCUGAAUCGUGCUCUCCGCACAGACUUGGUCAGUCCCAAGAAUGCACUUAUGGUUUUCCGAGUAGCUAAAGUCUUUGCCCAGCCUAACCUGGCCGAAAUGAUCCAGAAAGGUGAGCACCUGUUCCUGGAGCCAGAACUUGUCAUUCCCCACCGCCAGCACCGGCUCUUCACAGCUCCCACUGUCACUGGUAGCUUCCUGUCACCAUGGCCACCAGCUGUCACUGAUGCUUCAUUCAAGGUGAAGAGCCAUGUGUACAGCCUGGAGGGCCAAGACUGCAAGUACACCCCAAUGUUUGGUCCUGAGGUCCGGACCUUGGUCUUGCGCCUUGCUCAGCUCAUCACACAGGCCAAGCAGACUGCCAAGUCCAUCUCUGACCAGUGUGUGGAGAGCCCAGCUAACCGCUCUUUCCUAUCAUGGUCAUGGCUGGGCUUCUGCCCCACAGACGCAAAUGGCUACUACCCAGCUAAUGACCUGGAUGAGAUGGGUCAAGACAGCAUUCGCAAGACAGAUGAGUAUCUGGAGAAGGCCCUGGAGUACCUGCGUCAGAUAUUCCGACUCAGUGAAGCCCAGCUCGCCCAGCUCACAUUCGCUUUAGGGACUACGCAGGACGAGAAUGGGAAGAAGCAGCUCCCAGACUGUAUCGUAGGGGAGGAUGGACUCAUCCUCACACCCCUGGGCCGCUACCAGAUCAUCAAUGGACUGCGAAGGUUUGAAAUCGAGUACCAGGGAGAUUCAGAGCUGCAGCCCAUCCGGAGCUAUGAGAUUGCCAGCCUUGUCCGAGCACUCUUCCGUCUAUCCUCUGCCAUCAAUCACAGAUUUGCAGGCCAGAUGACUGCUCUGUGUUCCCGGGAUGACUUCCUUGGCAGUUUCUGUCGAUACCACCUCACAGAGCCUGCAUUGGCUGACAGGCACCUGCUGAGCCCUGUGGGGCGGAGACAGGCCACCAGCCAGGCCCGGGGCCCUAGGCUCAGUUUGCGCUUCCUGGGCAGCUACCGGACACUGCUCUCACUCCUUUCGGUCUUCUUUGUGGCCUCUCUGUUCUGCAUUGGGCCCCUGCCCUGCUCCUUGCUCCUUGUCCUGGGCUACCUCCUCUACGCCAUGGCCAUGACACUGCUCACUGAGCGAGGGAAGCUGCACCAACUCUGACAGUUGGCCACUGACUCCAUUAUAGACCAGCAGGAUGUGCGGCAUGCCCCCUUCCUUGGCCUGAGAAGUCCUGGCAAGCUUCUUCCAAACCAGAGCAUCGUUACCUUUGGGGUUCUUUUCUUGCAGUAGUAGGGUAAUCCAGAAGAAACUGAAAGGAGGAAGUGUUGCAGGUUUGGCAUGCAAAGGGCCAUGUUCAUGAGCCAUGUCCCUCAGCCCAUAGCCCCACAAGCAGCUGAGCUGUUUCUUCAGGCCUUUCUAACCAUUCUAGGAUUUUGCCAGGUAAAGCUUGGAUUAGCAUUCCCACAGUUGACUUCAGGCCUGACCUUCAAGGAACUGGCCUAGCCUUAAUCUUUCCUCUCUGGCAAUCCUAGAGGUAGAAAUGGCCAUGGGUGAACUUUCCUCUCCCUGUGAAAUAACCAGGACAUUCAGCAUCCGCUCCAAGGAAGAAUCAACGUUUCUAAAGAUUCCUGAGGAAAUUAGAUAAUGACUUAUGAUUCAUAACUGCAGAUCUAGAUUUUGUCACAUUAUAUGGCUGGGCCAUAGAAUUCCACUUUUGAGUUCCAGGAAGCCCUCUCAGGCACAGGUGUAAUAGGACAAUGUUACAUCUCUCCUACCCCCCACCCAAAGAGUUGACCAAGCACACCCUUCUUGGGGCCCAGCCCAGGCAUAGCCAUGUGGCAGGUGGGCCUGGUUUUCAGAGCACAGCAGUGCGGUUGGGUCCAUGGAGUUGCAUCCUGCCCGUUUCUACCUACAACCAAAGAUGGUCAGAAGCAUUGUUUGUCCUCAGUAAAGCCAAGGGUCUAAAGACUGACGUUCAUAGUAUAUGACAACCUGGUCAUGUCAUGGAUGUCUCCUUCAUUCAUCCUGCGGAUGACUUACCAACAGCACCUCCAUGAUGAUUUUUUAUAAACCAAGCCUUUGGUGUGGGGGGGGGGGAUUUAAAAAAAUUUUAAGUUGCAAAUGCUGGGCUUUGUAUUUCGAUUGAAGUAAUCUUAAAAUACAUUUUGGGAUCUAACCAAAAGUCAACCCCAAAUUUGUAACCUACCAUGAUCAGAAUAAACCCAUUCUUGCUUCUGA
Dipodomys spectabilis (banner-tailed kangaroo rat) is the source of this 3738-nucleotide messenger RNA. It is a transcript of the gene Smpd4, whose product is annotated as sphingomyelin phosphodiesterase 4. The transcript is spliced from 20 exons. Gene Ontology annotation, biological process: ceramide biosynthetic process; glycerophospholipid catabolic process; sphingomyelin catabolic process. Gene Ontology annotation, molecular function: sphingomyelin phosphodiesterase D activity. Lineage: Eukaryota; Metazoa; Chordata; Mammalia; Rodentia; Heteromyidae. The record is from RefSeq and is a predicted model, not a curated record. Bases 52 to 2661 code for a protein of 869 amino acids.